CGACCGGUGUUGUGUAUGAAUUGUUUAUCCUAUCAAUACCUUUCAAUUCGUACAACAUAAAGUGUCAAACCCAAACCAUAGUGUGUCACCGCAGUAAAAGACUUGUAAUAUUAGCGCCAUAUCAGCUACUAAAAAAAAUGAAUAUGAAACCAAAAUUUUUAAGCCCAGGCGAGAGUACUUGGAAAGAGGACAAAGCAGACGUAGAUGUGAAUUCGGGGACACAAUUCGUUUACAAUGCUCAUCGUUCGUUAGCUAUAGAUAUGCAACGUCAACGUUUACCAAUAUUCAAGAACAGACAUCACAUAAUAUAUUUACUAGAAAAGUAUCAAACACUGGUUCUAGUCGGUGAAACCGGUUGCGGUAAAAGCACCCAGGUACCUCAGUAUCUUUUGGAGGCCGGUUGGACUGGAGAUGGCAAAAUGAUUGGUAUCACGGAACCGAGGAGAGUAGCCGCCACCUCACUGGCCAAUCGUGUUGCUGACGAACAAAACUGCGUCCUCGGCACUGUCGUAGGAUAUUCGAUACGCUUUGACGAUUGCACCGGCGAAGAUACGAAAAUUAAGUUCAUGACCGAAGGUAUACUGCUUCGGGAAAUGAUGGGUGAUCCUUUACUGACCAAUUACUGUAUCCUUAUACUGGACGAAGUACACGAGCGAACCUUGCUCACCGACAUCGUGAUGGGAUUACUGAAGAAGAUAAUUCGGAAGCGACGAAGUUUAAAAGUAAUUGUGUCAUCGGCAACCGUCGAUGCUGAACAACUUCGUGAUUUCUUCAACACAAAUACUUCGAAGGACACUUCAAAGGACUCCGCGACAAUCAUCAGCGUUGAAGGUCGCCUCUAUCCGGUAGACACCUACUACGUCGAAGAACCAGUCGCCGAUUAUGUGAAAGCAGUCGUUGAUACGGCGUUGAAAAUUCACGUGCAUGAAGAACAGGGUGACAUCUUGGCAUUUCUCACCGGAAUGGAGGAAGUCGACAGGGCCGUUGAUCUGCUUAACGAGCAUGCGAAAUUGAUUAUAGAUGGCAAACAAAAAAUCUUACCACUUCCCAUGUAUGGCUCUCUUCCGAGCACGGAACAAUUGAAAGUAUUUUGGAACGCCCCAAAGGACACCCGAAAAAUUAUCAUCACGACGAAUAUAGCCGAAACUUCCAUCACGAUACCUGGCGUUGUUUACGGUAAAGUACCCCCUCUUCCUAUUUGUUUCUCAAGGUUAGGAUGUCGCAAGGCCAAGCAACAUGUCUAGUUGACUCUUUCUAACUUCCCGCUCCUUUGUUUUUCAAGCAAUAAGAGAACAAGAGACGUUAUUAUGAACACCCCGCAAAUGAAAAGUUACGUUUUCUCUAGAUCUCACGCGCUAGCAUGUAAAAUAUAGCAUUUCAAUUGCGCGCAUGCGUCAACUUUAUUUCAACGCACUGUUUGAAGAUAGAGCAAUUUA
Molecule: messenger RNA, 1436 nt
Organism: Neodiprion virginianus
Lineage: Eukaryota; Metazoa; Arthropoda; Insecta; Hymenoptera; Diprionidae
Product: probable ATP-dependent RNA helicase DHX35
Exons: 7
Coding region: 138-1244 (368 amino acids)
Cellular component (GO): catalytic step 2 spliceosome; intracellular anatomical structure
Molecular function (GO): RNA binding; ATP binding
Source: RefSeq, a predicted model, not a curated record